UUCAGCUCCACACUCCGCUCUCCAUAGGCAGAGAGAGAGAGAGAGAGAGAGAGAUUCCCUUCCGCUUAGUCUUCUUCAUCCUCCGCCAUUGAAGGUCUUCGGAGUUCGGAGCUCUGCGUCUCUCUCUGGUUCUCUCAUGGCAGGGAGCUGAGCGGUGAGCAGGAAGGAAGUUGAAGCUAUACCAUUUCCUCACUCACUGUUGCAUCGAGACAUGCGCUCCCCCAUGCUCUGCGCCUGAGGUGGUGAUUUAAAGGCGACCGGAGCUAGAUGAGAAGGGAUCCCGGAAGCAGCUCACUGCGACUCUGCGAGCUCUGCUGGGUUGCUGAGGCCUGACAAAGACGGAGACUUUCGAGGAUCAAUAAUCCCGGGAGUGUGUGAGAAAUGGGUGAAAUCAGUGGAGAGGAGCUAACAAAGUUAGAGAAGAUGCAAGUGAUGGGUGCUCGCGAGGAGAAGAUUCUUGUUUUGGUGAGGUUGAGGCCAUUGAGUGAGAAGGAGGUUGUGGCUAAUGAAGUAGCAGAUUGGGAAUGCAUCAACGACACCACAAUCCUGUACCGGAACAGCCUCAGGGAAGGGUCUUUGUUUCCAUCUGCCUAUACUUUUGACAGAGUAUUCCGUGGUGACUGCUCUACAAGGCAAGUGCAUGAGGAAGGCACCAAGCAAAUUGCUCUGUCAGUUGUUAGUGGCAUUAACUCUAGUAUUUUUGCAUAUGGGCAAACGAGCAGUGGAAAGACGUACACCAUGAACGGAAUCACUGAGCAGACUGUAGCUGAUAUAUUUGAUUACAUAAAUAAGCAUGAAGAAAGAGCUUUUGUGUUGAAAUUCUCUGCUAUUGAAAUCUACAAUGAAGCUAUUAGAGACCUCCUCAGCUCUGACAAUACUCCACUUAGGCUGCGUGAUGAUCCUGAGAGAGGUACUAUUGUGGAGAAAGUGAUGGAGGAGACUCUGAGGGAUUGGAACCAUUUUAAUGAUCUUGUAUCUAUCUGUGAAGCUCAGAGACAAAUUGGAGAGACAUCCCUUAAUGAGAGAAGCUCUAGAUCCCAUCAAAUUCUCAGAUUGACAGUUGAAAGUUCUGCUCGGGAAUUUUUAGGCAAGGAUAACUCAACCACUCUUGCUGCCAGUGUGAAUUUUGUAGAUUUGGCGGGUAGUGAACGUGCAUCUCAGUCAUUAUCUGCUGGGACAAGGUUGAAAGAAGGUUGCCACAUUAAUCGCAGUUUACUCACUCUUGGAACAGUUAUCCGUAAACUAAGCAAGGGGAGAAAUGGACAUAUAAACUACAGAGAUUCUAAGCUGACAAGAAUACUGCAGCCUGCCCUGGGUGGGAAUGCUAGAACAGCAAUAAUCUGCACUUUGAGCCCUGCAAGAAGCCACGUGGAGCAGACGAGGAACACACUGUUGUUCGCUUGUUGUGCGAAAGAAGUUACUACCAAAGCACAAGUCAAUGUGGUCAUGUCUGACAAGGCUCUGGUCAAGCAUCUGCAGAAAGAACUGGCGAGGUUGGAAAAUGAAUUGAGGUGUCCAGCCACUGCAUCAUCCAACUGUGACUAUGCAGCGUUACUUAGAAAGAAAGAUCUUCAGAUUGAAAAGAUGGGGAAGGAGAUUAGAGAGUUGACGAAGCAGAGGGAUCUAGCUCAAUCUCGUGUCGAAGAUUUGCUACGUUUAGUUGGAGAUGACAGAGAUACUAGAAAACCAGUGGUAAAUGGUAAUCAUCCUAACUGGCAAGCUGAAGAAACAUGGGAUGAUGAUUGUUCCGAGUUAGAGUCUUCACUCGUGGUGGAUUCUUAUGGGCAAAAUAUACGAAUGAAAAGGUUGAAUGGAACUUAUAGCAAUGGCGUCACAGAAGAAAAUUUCCUGUCUGAUGACUCUCGUUCACUACCGGAAGGCACCAGAGCAACAAAUGGAGAAGAAGAUCCUGAUGAAUACUGCAAGGAUGUGCGAUGCAUUGAAAUGGAAGAAUUAAUAGAGGACAAUACUAUGGAGUCAGGAGUAAAUGGAGGGGUAGCUUCUCAGAAUACAUCAGCAGAAUCAAAUGAAAAUGGAGACACUACUCAUACUCGAAAUCUUUCUAAUUACGGAGCUCUGGAGCAGAGACUGAACGAUGUGCAGAGGACCAUUGAUUCUUUGGUCGAUCAUCCCGAUGGACCAUCUUCCGAAAUCUCUGUAGCAGAAGAUGUAUCGAGUUCUACGAAUUUCAAAUUAAGCAGGAGCAGGAGCUGUAGGGAUAAUGCCUUGAACAGAUCUUCUCUGGGAUUUGAGGAGGGGGGUAAUAGUGAAGCAACCCCUCUUAAUGAGUUCCAGAAGGAUUUUCCUGGGAGACCAGAAGGAGUUAGAAGAUUUCUUCCCUUGAAUUACAGUGAAGGAGUUCCCAGGUUGUCGAGAAACGAUUCUCAAUCGUCUGUAGGAACUGCUUCCAUUGCUCCAAGCAUUGGCCCGAAUGGUGAUGAAGAUAUUACUAGCGUCCAGACCUUCGUUGCUGGAAUGAAGGAAAUGGCAAAUGACUAUGAAAAGCAACUUGCGGAGAAGGAUUCAGCGGGAAGGAAUGUGAAAGAUGUCGCAUUGGAUCCGAUGCAGGAAUCUGUGGGGGAUUCCACCGAUUGGCCCGUGGAAUUUGCGAGGCUGCAAAAAAGGAUUAUUGAACUAUGGCAAGCUUGUAAUGUGCCACUCAUCCAUAGAACCUAUUUCUUCCUGCUCUUCAGAGGCGAUCCUACUGAUUCCAUUUACAUGGAGGUUGAGCUUCGGAGGCUUACUUUUAUGAAGGAAAUGUUUGCGGACGGAGGUCAAGCCGUGGCAAAUGGUCGGACUAUCACACUUGCUUCAAGCUUGAAGGCUCUCCAACGGGAGAGAGAGAAACUCAGCAGGCUGAUGAGGAGAAGAUUCUCAGAAGAAGCAAGAGAGAGGCUCUUCGAGAAAUGGGGCAUUGGGUUGGGAACAAAGCGGAGGAGGCUUCAGCUAGCAAACCGCCUGUGGAGCGAAAUAGAGGACAUGGACCACGUAAUGGAGAGCGCCUCGAUCAUUGCAAAGCUGGUGAGGUUCACUGAGCAAGGGCAUGCUCUGAAGGGAAUGCUAGGGCUCAGUUUCAGCACUCCUCCCAGUAGGAGGAGAUCGUUUGGGUGGAAGAACAGCAUGGCUUCGCUUUUGUGAGAUUCUCUCUUAUUUAGGCAGAUUAUUACCCAGUAAAGAAGCAGAGGCUUAGGCGGAUUGUUGAAUCACUUGAGUUGCUUUGCAUUCUUUUUUUGUUUCCCCGGUUGGUUGAAACGGAUCGAUUGUUUGCGUUGUCGGCGGGAUUAUGUAAAUCCAGUCAGACUUCUCUUUAACAAGUGCCUUUUUUGUUGGUUCUUCCUUUCUUUUCGGUUUCUGCAUCUGUAAUCCAGCCCUAUUAUAGUCAUCAGUCUCAUGCCGCAGGAUCACAGCAUCACUGCAGUUUAUGUUUGUAAAACGUAUUGUGUUGUAUUGAUGGGUGAAGUCCUCUUAGAAGGGCGGAGACACCCAAAAGAAAAUGUCAUGAGAACAGAAUGUUAUCUCA
Punica granatum (pomegranate) is the source of this 3520-nucleotide messenger RNA. The record is from RefSeq and is a predicted model, not a curated record. Lineage: Eukaryota; Viridiplantae; Streptophyta; Magnoliopsida; Myrtales; Lythraceae.